Naegleria fowleri is the source of this 1149-nucleotide messenger RNA. RefSeq lists its product as uncharacterized. Gene Ontology annotation, cellular component: cytoplasm. Gene Ontology annotation, biological process: protein refolding. Gene Ontology annotation, molecular function: protein folding chaperone. Lineage: Eukaryota; Heterolobosea; Eutetramitea; Acrasida; Naegleriidae. The transcript has a single exon. The coding region runs from base 1 to 1149 and encodes 382 amino acids. The record is from RefSeq and is a predicted model, not a curated record.
AUGUUCAAAACCACACAACAGGUGUUACAAAAAGUUGUCUCAUCCACCACCACCACCGCUACCACCACCGCUACCACCACUGCUGCAACAAGCACACAAAAACGAGUCCGAUUAAGAGACUAUGUAAAAUCAUUCAUGAGUAGUGAUGGAAGAUUCCGAGUGAGUCUUAUUGAUAAUUCCGAUUCAUUGAAAUCUUUCAUUUCACGUUUUCAUAUGAAUCCUCAAAGCAAUCCCGUUCAUCAUCAAGCCUCUCAAUUAAUGGGACAAUGUAUUUCUGCAUCCAUGCUUUUGAGUUCAUUGUUGAAAGGAGAAGAACGUAUUAAAUUAGAAAUUAAUUUACAUUCCGAUCAUCCGUCCAUUCAUCAUGUAGUAGCAGAGGCUAUUCAAGUCGGAGAGGUUCGAGGAUUUGUGUCCUAUAAGGAAAAUCCAAAGGAUUUUGUGGACAAUGAAUUGAAUUCUGUGUUUUCAGUUUCUCGUAUUUUGAUGGAACAUUCAAAACCUGUUGUGAGUUCAUUGCCUUUAUUGAUGCAAGGUGCAGACAAUGUGGAUUUGAAGAAAGAUUUUCAAGAAUUCUUUGACAAGUCGGAACAAAUUCCUACGGCCUGUACUUUGGUGUGUAAACCAAAUCAGGCAGCAGAAUGGACACAAGAAUCUUCCUCUUUGGAAGGCUCAUCUAGUACGAACAGCACAAAACAAGCAUCAUCACCACCGCCUCUGAUAUCAUAUGGUGUUAUUAUUCAACGAUUGCCAAUGAGCGAAUACAACAAUACAAUCAACGCCAAUAUUCAAUCAAGUGUUGUUGAGGAACAAUUGCAGGAUUAUCAACGAAAAUUAAUGGAGUUGGAGGAUAAAAUUGCGACACGACAAGAUAUUCAUGAACAUUUGUUUUACAAGUUCUUUAUUACAGAGGAUGCAUCAACUGUGAGAUACAAACCAAUUGAUUAUUAUUGUAGAUGUUCGAAAGAUAAGGUCUUAGAAGCCGUGUCACACGUGGGCUUGGAAGAAUUGAUCGACAUGAGAAGAGAAAUUGUUGAGGGAGGCAGAGAAACGUUUGACUCCACAUGUGAAUAUUGCAAUAAUACUUACCAUAUCGACGAAGUGGAUUUGGGGAUGUUAAUUGUCAAAGCAUCUGGAACAAAACAAGAUUAA